Molecule: messenger RNA, 2036 nt
Organism: Lycium ferocissimum
Lineage: Eukaryota; Viridiplantae; Streptophyta; Magnoliopsida; Solanales; Solanaceae
Product: dnaJ protein ERDJ3A-like
Exons: 5
Coding region: 372-1715 (447 amino acids)
Source: RefSeq, a predicted model, not a curated record
CACUCUCUACCAAUUAAAGGAAGGAAAGAAAGAAAUAACGAAAGAAAUUCUAGUUGAGGAAGCUAAGAGAAUCGCUUUUGUUAUUUUCUCUAAACUUCUUGCUAAAUUUAUCACUAGAUUCUGAGAUUCAAUGAUGCAUUGUUUUACUUUUCUUUUUGUAAGGUGCUUGGUAGGUUUUGAUUUCAUAUGCUGUCUUGAUUAAAGCUUAUGAUAUCCUGUCUGACGAGGACAAGAGGAAAAACUACGACCUAUAUGGAGAUGAGAAGGGAGCUCCUGGAUUUGAUGCUGGUGGUGCUGGAGAUCAUGGUGGAUAUACAUACUUCACAAGUGGUGGACCAGGACAAAGUGGGUUUAACUUCGGGCCAGGUGGUAUGGGUGGUGGACAAGGAGGUUCAAAAUCAUUUUCAUUUUCCUUUGGUGGUCCUGGCAGCCAAAGCUCUUUUGGUGGCUUUGGUUUAGAUGAUAUAUUUUCCAACAUGUUUGGGGGUGGUAUGGGAAGUGGGAGUCAAUUUGGGGGUUUUGGUGGCUUUGGUGGUUCAGGCAGGUCUCAGUCUAGAACCAGGAACUCUGCCAAGAGCAUCCCUUCCAUAAACUCACAAAUGUAUAAGAAAGAAAUUUCUGAUAAAGGAAUGACUUGGCUGUUACUAUCUCACACAUCUACAUCAAGAGGUAUCCAAUAUUAUGAAUCUGUCAUUGGAGAAGUUGCAAACUCACUGGAUGGGGCAAUGAAGGUGGGGAGCAUAAACUGUGAAACUGAUGCAUCUUUUUGCAAGAGUCUUGGCAUAUAUCCUCGCAAUGCGCCAAGAUUGUUCGUGUAUUCAUUAAAAUCAAGUGGGAAUGGUGCUUUAGUGGAGUACAGUGAUGAUUUAGUUGUGAAAAGGGUGAAAAGUUUUUGCCAUGACCAUCUUCCUAGAUUCUCAAAGCGAGUAGAUUUGGGCCACUUUGAUUUUGUUUCCCAGACUGUUGGAGGUUUACCUAAAGUGAUGCUUCUCUCUACAAAGAAAGAUACACCAGUUAUUUGGCGUGCUCUUAGUGGCUUGUAUCAAAAUCGUUUUGUCUUCUACGAUGCACAGGUUCGUGAUGCAUCUGAUCCUGCUGUCCGAAGGUUGGGAGUUGAUGAUCUUCCUGCCAUUGUUGGCUGGUUAUCCAAUGGGGAGAAGCAGAUUUUGCGAACAGGAAUUUCUGUGAAAGAUCUAAAGUCAGCAAUUCAGGAUCUAAGUGGAUUACUGGACAAUUUUGAAAAGAAAAAUAAGGAGGCAGCUUCAGCACAGAGUAAAAGAGAGCAGAGUGAACCAGAUGCUAAGCAAGUACCUGUCCUUACAGGCUCUAAUUUCAAUGAUAUUUGCGGGGAGAAAACUCCUGUUUGUGUGAUUGGUGUUUUCUGGUCAUCUAAGGCAAAGGAUAAGCUAGAAAAAGUUCUAUCCUCGGUCUCUCAAAAAUCAUUGUCAAGACGACGGAAUACAGCCUAUAGCUCAAGAGAUUCAGUUUCGUACGCACUUUUGGAUGCAGCGAAGCAGCGGUCUUUCUUGAACGCGUUUGAAAAAUCAGGAUUUAAAUCAUCAGACAAGGUCCUUCUUGCGUACAAGCCGCGGAAGGGUAAGUUUGCAGUUUUUAAUGGGGAAGUUACUACUGAAGAAGCAGAGAGUUUCAUUAGCUCCGUUCUCAGUGGGGACGUACAAUUUUCCAACACCAGACAGAAACCUAUAGCAAAGUGAAAAAUAGGAACUAACUUUAGUGGAAAUGAAAAAUACUGAGAUAUGGAAUACAUGUACAGCCAGUGCUUCAAGGUAGCUCCCUUAUUUUUGUUCAUUAAGCCCUUCGUCAUGAGCUGGUCUUCGGAAGAAGAAGAUUUUGCAGCAAGCUGAUUAACCGUUGCCAGAGUGGGGUUCUUUUUUCGUUUGAUAAAAAAUGCAUACAAUAGCAGCAUACAACUGAACUUAAUGUGUAGCAUGUAUGUUUUGCCAAUGUUUCUAUAGUCUGAUUCUCAAGUUUGUUGCAAUUUCUCAUUUAUAAUCUUAUAUUAGACUAGUUAGACU